Phaeodactylum tricornutum CCAP 1055/1 is the source of this 1134-nucleotide messenger RNA. It is a transcript of the gene Pt-KIF10, whose product is annotated as kinesin family-like protein. Gene Ontology annotation, molecular function: microtubule binding; microtubule motor activity; ATP binding. Gene Ontology annotation, biological process: microtubule-based movement. The coding region runs from base 1 to 1134 and encodes 377 amino acids. Lineage: Eukaryota; Bacillariophyta; Bacillariophyceae; Surirellales; Neidiaceae. The transcript has a single exon. The record is from RefSeq and is a predicted model, not a curated record.
AUGGAAGUACAGCUACUUAGCGGCGAGGCCCUACGCCGUCAAAUGCACAACCGGAUUCAGGAGCUACGAGGUAACAUUCGUGUGUUUGUACGAACUCGACCAUUUUUGCCGAACGACGGUGCAUCUACAGCAUCGGCCAUUGACGUGCUGCCCGACGGAGAAGCUCUCUCCAUUUUGGACACGCGCAGUCCAACUCCGUAUGAAUUUAAAUUCGACAAGGUCUUUCCGCCCUCUUCUGGUCAAGACACAGUUUUUCAGGAAGUUGCCGAUUUCGUUCAAAGCGCACUUGAUGGAUAUCAUGUCUGCCUAUUUUCGUACGGUCAAACUGGUUCUGGGAAAACACAUACCAUGCAAGGGAGUGGCAACGGAGCAAUGCGUGGAAUCAUUCCCAGAGCUGUAGAACAAAUUCUUCAGCAAGCGCAAGUCAUGCAGAGUCAAAAGUGGAACUUCACUGUCAGUGCCAGCUUCCUUGAGAUUUACAACGAAGAUCUGAAAGACCUGCUCGUUUCCAUGAAAGGAGGCAAGGAGACUUCCACAAAUCCUCCGAAGCUUUCUAUCAAGCGUUCUCGUGAAGGAAAGAGUUUUGUCGAUGGACUCUCUGAAGUAAUGAUUGACACUAGAGAGCCAGCUACAGGUAUGCAUCAGUUGGAAGCUUUGAUGGGUGUGGCAGCGCGUUCUCGUUCGGUGGCUAGUACCAAGAUGAAUUCUCAAAGCUCUCGCAGUCAUUCAGUUUUUAUGCUGAAUCUUCACGGAUACAACGAAGAGACUGGAGCGGAGGUCAGCGGCGCUCUCAAUCUUUGCGAUCUGGCUGGAAGUGAACGUUUAGACCGAAGUGGAGCCAGUUCGGAUGCGAAGCGUUUGCGAGAAACUCAAGCUAUCAACAAGAGUCUGAGUUGUCUGGGUGAUGUUUUCAACGCAUUGGCUACUGGGGCAAGUCAUGUACCUUACCGAAACUCGAAACUUACCUACCUACUCCAGGAUUGCUUAAGCGGGGACGGAAAAGCGCUCAUGUUUGUGAAUCUGAGUCCAACUACGGCAAGUAGUAACGAAAGCCUUUGUUCACUUCGAUUUGCACAACGCGUGAAUCAGGUUGAACUUGGAAAGCCGACUAAACACAUUCAGUAUAAUCGCUGA